Messenger RNA from Cladophialophora immunda, 1764 nucleotides. RefSeq lists its product as uncharacterized. Bases 1 to 1764 code for a protein of 587 amino acids. The record is from RefSeq and is a predicted model, not a curated record. Lineage: Eukaryota; Fungi; Ascomycota; Eurotiomycetes; Chaetothyriales; Herpotrichiellaceae. The transcript is spliced from 3 exons.
AUGCCUGCAGACUCAACCACUCCUCCUCCCGGUCGCCGUCUCUUCCCCGACGCCAUAGAUGAAAUCGCGGAAAACGACCCGACCAGACCGUGGGCUUCGAUUCCUUUAUCAUCCAAUCUAUCCCAUGGUUAUAGAGAUGUCUCGUUUCGCAGUUUUGCCAAUGCCAUCAACCGCGCUGCAUGGUUCAUCGAGUCGACCUUUGGCCACUCGGCCGAUUCUCCAACUCUGGCUUAUGUCGGCAAGUCUGACAUGAGAUAUCACAUCUUGGCCAUGGCAGCCGCCAAAACUGGCUAUCAGGUUCUGUUUUCCUCCCACAUCAACAGCCUUGCAGCCCACUUGAAUCUGCUCCAACUAUGCAAAUGCCAUCUUUUCUUGUCUGCAGAAGGCGUGGACGUCUCGGACAUAUUAGCUGCUCGCUCCAUGAACCAUGCCGUCUGCCCGGAGUUGGAUGAGCUCCUUGACCCUUCUCCCGCAGACAAGUACCCGAUGCCCAAAACUUUCGACCAAGCUGCCCGAGAUACUUUCUUGAUCUUGCACAGUUCAGGUACCACCGGCCUCCCAAAGCCCAUUCGCAUCACACAUGCUCAGAUGGCGGCCAAUGACCAAAUUACCCAGCUGCCUGAGGAGUGUCAGUGUGGAGGCCCUGGUUUCCGCAGGCUCAACCCCAUCAACGUUACAGCGGGGCGACUGAUUGUACCAUUUGCCCCCUUUCAUGUCAUCAGCGUCAUAAUCCUUAUGUGUUUUACUGUCUUUGGCAAGACCGUUUACGUCUUUGGACCUUCGGACCGGAGCAUGAAUGCAUCGGACUUGCUCGACGCUGUUGAGUAUGGUAACGGAGACUGCAUCUUCUGUGCUCCAGCGCUGCUAGAGAAGUAUGCGUCCUCGGAACAAGAUCUUGCCAGGCUAAGCCCAUUAUCCAGCAUCACAUAUGGCGGUGGCGUACUGUCACCUCGAGCCGCAACCAUCCUUACAACCCGCCUCAAGAACACUACCUUUACUCAAUUCUUUGGCGCGACCGAGAGCGGGUGGUGGGCUCUGUAUCAAGUAGGCACGGAGGAUAUGGAGUAUGUAUCGGUAGAUGCAUGCCAUAUGGGCAUUGAAUGGCGGCCCGUAGCGGCCGACAGCGACAAUCAACCACCGAUCGACAGUGACUCGAAGUUACAGCCGGCCGCCAACACGCUGUACGAACCGGUUAUAGUCCGUUUUGAGGAUCCUACAGCCGCAUCUCGGCAGACCAUCUUCCAAACAUUCCCGGACUUGAAUGAAUACGCGACAGGCGAUCUCUUCGCGCCUCAUCCGCGUCGACCCAAUACAUGGAAAUUCGCAGGUCGAGUCGACGACCUGAUCCUCUUUGGCCACGGCAUCAAAUUUCACCCUGCGGGCAUCGAGGCCAGGAUUCAGCACAGCCAUGACCGGAUCCAGGAGGUGCUGUUGUGGGGAGACAGGCACCAACAAGCAAUCACAUUGAUUGAGCUGACGGACGAGGGUCUAAGGGAUAUGGAGCGCGGAGGGCAAGACGCGGCGCGGCUGCGCAGUGAAAUAGACCUCCUGAUCGACAAGGUCAACGUUGAGGCACCCCUAAUUGCAAAGCUCGCCAAGACGCAUGUUAUCUACGUCACGCGAGAGAAGCCUCUUCCUCGCACGUCAAAGGGCAGUUUGCGCCGCAAGGGGGCGGCGCGAGUCUACCAGGCCGAGAUUGAUCAGGUAUACCGCGACCAUGGAGACCAGAUGAUGGGUAGCAUGAUGUCGAGGGUGCACAAUUAA